AUGGGGGAGCUCGGAAAUAAAAAGAAAGGGAAACCCGACGCAGACGAACGGGGAAACAAGGGGAGACAGAAGAACAAACAACAAAGACACGAAGGGUGGCGCGGAAAAAAAGGGAGUGGAAAAUCCACGAAACCACCAAAACACAUACCGAGAAAAACGAAGGGCAACGAACGAAAAAACGAAGGAAAAAAUCCCAAACAAGACGAACGGGCAACAAUAAAACACAGACAGAUCUCGACGCCCAAAAGGCGGGGGGGGGAAAUCGCUCAACCAAGACAAACAGAACAACCCAAAAGAAAAACCACCCGAACCGCACAGUGGAACCAGCGGACGAGCCACCAACACACAAAGACGAAACGCAGAAGCUACAGAAGACAGCCAGAGAAGCCCCAAGAGCUGAGAGAGCUGGGCAGGGGGGGGGUGGGGGGGGGGUGGAAGAAGAUAGGACGAAACAGCCGAACAAACACCAGAACACCCCCCCACACAAGCCCACGCCGACCCCGCGGGGGCGAGGAAGGAUAA
Knipowitschia caucasica is the source of this 522-nucleotide messenger RNA. The record is from the annotation of a GenBank genome assembly. Lineage: Eukaryota; Metazoa; Chordata; Actinopteri; Gobiiformes; Gobiidae.